AAAGUUACGCGGCCUCGGAAGACGUCUCUCGAACUAAACGUCCCAGGGUGCUUUGCGCCCCCGAGCGGACAGUGCGGCCACUGCGGCCACUGCGCCUGCGCCCGCGCGGCCGGUUCCCUGCGUCGGGGAGGCUGCAGUCCUCGCUGGAGCCGGCGCGGCAGGGACCGGGCGAGGCUCGACCGCCCCCGCAGCCGCCGAGCCACGGAAGGAUGUGGGUGUUUGGUUACGGGUCCCUGAUCUGGAAGGUGGACUUCCCCUAUCAGGACAAGUUGGUCGGAUACAUCACAGGCUACAACAGGCGCUUCUGGCAGGGAAGCACCGACCACCGCGGGGUCCCCGGCAAGCCUGGAAGAGUUGUGACUCUUGUUGAAGAUCCUGGGGGUUGUGUAUGGGGUGUUGCUUAUAGACUGCCAGUAGGAAAGGAAGAAGAAGUAAAAGCAUACCUUGACUUCAGAGAGAAAGGAGGCUACAGAACCACAACAGUCCUUUUUUAUCCAAAAGAUCCCACAACAAAACCAUUCAGUGUGUUGCUAUAUAUUGGAACAUGUGAUAAUCCUAAUUACCUUGGUCCUGCACCUCUUGAAGACAUUGCUGAACAAAUUUUUAAUGCAUCUGGUCCAAGUGGAAGAAAUACAGAAUAUCUUUUUGAACUUGCAAAUUCUAUGAGGAAUCUUGUGCCAGAAGAUGCAGAUGAGCAUCUUUUCUCUUUGGAAAAAUUAGUAAAGGAACGUUUAGAAGGAAAACAGAACCUCAAUUGCUUAUAAAGACCUAAUCACUGCCUUUUCCAAACAAGCAGAGCUUUUAGUCUUCAGAGAAUAGCUUCAUGCACACUGGCAAUAUGAUUUGGAAAGACGUUUACUUGAAUGUCUUAUUUAUUUUUAAUGUUGUAGUCAAGAUAUGAUCAAAAUGUGCAGUUUAAUUGCAAGUAUCCUGAAACAUGUAAAUAUUUAAAAUACUGAGAUACAGUUAAAGAAAAAAAUCCAAGUUUUAAUAAUAUAAUGGUUUCCUAACUAUAUGAUAUUGAACACUUGCUCAUGAGAAGUGAGUUCUUUAGAAAAAUGCAAUGAAGGACUCAGUUCAGAGCUUGUUUUUAUCAGAGUAAAUAUAAUUCUGUUGUUUCAUAUCACAGUAGUAUUUUGAAGUUGUAGAGAAUUAAGCCAAAGUCCAGCAAAUAUAAUAAGGUAAUACCUUCAGUCUAUUUCCUAUAUAAUAAUUCUGUAACCAUGGUUUAAAAUAUACAAGCUUAAAAUAAUGUGUAAUUAGAAAUAUGUGGUAAUAUAGACAAGAUUUCAGCCUCGAUUAUGAACUUCCUUGUUCAGGUAGUAAAUAAAACUCUUUCCAAUUUAAGUCCAAAAG
Messenger RNA from Nyctereutes procyonoides (raccoon dog), 1356 nucleotides. RefSeq names its product ChaC glutathione specific gamma-glutamylcyclotransferase 2 (gene CHAC2). NCBI's taxonomy places the organism in Eukaryota, Metazoa, Chordata, Mammalia, Carnivora, Canidae. The transcript is spliced from 3 exons. Gene Ontology annotation, biological process: glutathione catabolic process. The coding region runs from base 210 to 764 and encodes 184 amino acids. The record is from RefSeq and is a predicted model, not a curated record. Gene Ontology annotation, molecular function: gamma-glutamylcyclotransferase activity; glutathione specific gamma-glutamylcyclotransferase activity. Gene Ontology annotation, cellular component: cytoplasm.